AUGAGACUCAGAGAUCUUCAUCUCAAGCUCAAGGCAUUACGUCUAAAGCGAUUAGUGUGGGGGUUUAAUGGAGGGAGGAGGAGGAGGAGGACGACGAAGAAGAAGCCGUCAUGGAUGAACCCAGCAGUGUCACAUGGCUACCAAGUGAUCGAUCGGGGGAUAAUCGGAGGAUACUGUUCCGAUGAGCAUGAGAAUGAUUCAUCAGUUGUGGUGCAGAGAGAACAACAGACGGAAAACACAGAACUCUGGUAUUUUGGAAUAUUUGACGCUCUAAUUGGAGAUGGCGUCACCAAGUAUAUGCAGUCCCAUUUAUUUCAGAAGCAGCUUAAAGAGUCACACAUAAGUAGAAAAUGCAAGGAAACAAUGAAAAGAGCAUAUUUGAGUUUAACAUCAAAGAUGAGACCAGAGGAAGAGACGAUGAGUCACCAGAUCAGCUCAGUAUCAGCAAUGGUCAUCAAUGGCGAAAAGCUUGUGACGGCACAAACCGGACAUUGCAAAGCUGUUGUGUGUAGAGAUGGGAUUGCUUAUCACACAGAUCCCAGUCCACAACACGUGCGCAAAACACCCCAUUGGACUCACAAACUCUUUUCAGGAUACUCUGUACAUGCAGGUAGAAGGCAAUAUAGAAGUUCGGAACUUGUGGUCAGAGCUGAAAAGAUUGAUUCUGAUACUGAAUUUUUGAUCUUAGCCAGCAAUGGCAUAUGGGACGUGAUGAAGAAUCAAGAGGCAGUGAAUCUCAUAAGGCACAUAGAGAAUCCCAACGAAGCUGCUAAAUGUUUGGCUAAUGAAGCUUUGAAUAGAAUGAGCAAAAGCAACAUCUCGUGCAUCAUUAUUCGAUUCGACUGAUUGAAAGAAAAAUGGCUUCAAUUUUUUUUUUUGAAUAUACAAUAUGAUGCUUUGUGGAUUGCUGCUACAAUUUUUUGGAAAAAAACCAA
Neltuma alba is the source of this 935-nucleotide messenger RNA. RefSeq names its product putative protein phosphatase 2C-like protein 44. The coding region runs from base 1 to 846 and encodes 281 amino acids. Gene Ontology annotation, molecular function: protein serine/threonine phosphatase activity. The transcript is spliced from 5 exons. Gene Ontology annotation, biological process: protein dephosphorylation. Lineage: Eukaryota; Viridiplantae; Streptophyta; Magnoliopsida; Fabales; Fabaceae. The record is from RefSeq and is a predicted model, not a curated record.